AUGGCUGCAGCCGCCUCAUGCCAACCCUCCGCCACCUACAUCUACAACUCGCUUGAGUCUCCCCGCACCCACUACUCCCAGCAUGGCUCAACCUACUGCCUCGUCGCUUCUCCUCCCCAUAGCGUGGACGACCGCCAGGGUGGCCAAGAGCAAGAAGAAGACGCUAACCUAACGCUCCCUGUGCUCAGCCCUGCCGCCGCCGCCGCCGCCUCUCCUCUCAGCCCAGACCGCGCAUACUUUCCGCAUCAGCCCAAAUCCCUCGCCGGCAUUGCCGUCCGGUCCUUUUGCCUGGGAGUCGCCCUCGCUAUUGGCGUGGCGGGCACCGUCGGGCUGGCCCUUUUCUGGCCUAGUCCGCUGUGGCGCCUGCCGUUCUUCCUGGCUGCGCUGUCGCUGUUCCACUUCCUCGAGUUCUGGACUACGGCUGCCUACAACACGCGUGCCGCCGAGGUCAGCUCGUUUCUGUUAACCGCCAACUGGCCCGGCUAUGCCAUCGCGCACAGCUUCGCGACGCUCGAGUGCUUGGUCACGAACCUGGUGUGGCCUGAUCGGGCGUGGACCCCAGGGCCGGCAGCCAGCGGCGCCACACUGUUGUGUCUGCUCGGCCUCGUGCUCGUCAUAGUCGGCCAGAUAGUGCGCAGCGUUGCCAUGAUCCAGGCCGGCCCCAGUUUCAACCACCUCGUACAGCACCAGCGCACGGCCGGCCACGUCCUCGUGACGACGGGCAUCUACGCCCGACUCCGCCAUCCCAGCUAUUUCGGCUUCUUCUGGUGGGCCCUCGGUACCCAGGUGGUACUCGGCAACCCCGUUAGCUUUAUCCUGUAUGCUGCCGUGCUUUGGAGGUUCUUCAGCGCUAGGAUCCGCAUCGAAGAGGACUUUCUCGUGCGCUUCUUUGGCGACGAGUAUCUCGACUAUCGCAAGAUGGUCGCCACCAGAAUCCCCUUUGUGCCAUAAGAAGCUUCUGCAGAAUUGGAAUACAGAGUGGGAGGCGUUACUUGCGCGAAAUUGGGGUUUGUAUAUAACUGUACUACCAUUAGUGCACCGGUACGGGUAUGGGUGUUGCGGCUGGCUCUAUAGACAGGGAACUUAUAAACCUAACCUAUGCUCUGACACGGUACUUUACAUUAUGCCCAGCUUGUGAUUUAGCUUGCGUGCUCGAGAGAUCCUGGUGCAUAAUACCUAUUUAUUCACUUGGAUUCUGAUUCGUAGGCUGAACAUAGAAACCUAAUAAAGACGACCUUAGGAUCCAAUUUCAGUGAAACCAGUGACCUAGGUGUCUUCAGUAUCCUAAGUAAGUAACUCGUUAGUUUUGGACUU
Lasiosphaeria miniovina is the source of this 1314-nucleotide messenger RNA. RefSeq names its product Isoprenylcysteine carboxyl methyltransferase family-domain-containing protein. Bases 1 to 951 code for a protein of 316 amino acids. Gene Ontology annotation, molecular function: protein C-terminal S-isoprenylcysteine carboxyl O-methyltransferase activity. Gene Ontology annotation, biological process: C-terminal protein methylation. The record is from RefSeq and is a predicted model, not a curated record. NCBI's taxonomy places the organism in Eukaryota, Fungi, Ascomycota, Sordariomycetes, Sordariales, Lasiosphaeriaceae. The transcript has 3 exons. Gene Ontology annotation, cellular component: endoplasmic reticulum; membrane.